AAUCACUCGUGGACGACGAAAUCUGUUUUGUUGUUGGUGAGCAAGAACUGUGGUGGAGACCUCCAUAAUGUUCCUGGCCACUUUGCAGAAGUGUUUCCUGCUGCUUUUGCUGAUCCAAGUCAUAGUGACGAAUUUUGCUCAGCACACCAAAGCCAAUGUGAUCAAAGAAUGUGUGAAUAAUACCACCUGUAUUGAAACCUACGCAGAUGUCUACAGUGCCUUGGCAUCGCCGAAGAACUACUUCAACAUUGCUCUAGCUCUGUACCCUGCAAGGAAGCCUUCAUCUGUUCUUGUUCAUGUCAAUUUGCAUACAUUCAACCAAACGGGAAAAUCCUCACCAGUUCCGUACACAUGGAGCAUGUCAUGUCUAUACGCCGCCUUGCCUGCCAGGGUUCUUGAGUUAUUGUCUCUUGGUUCGAUCCUAGUCACAUCUCGAAAGCGAGAAUUAAAUAUCACAAUUGCACCGUUCUGUUGUAACGUCUCUGAAGAUGACCGCUUUAUGAUGAUCGACAGAGUUCUGGCUGAGCUUCAAGAUCUGGCCGUGAGACCAGCAAUACAAGAUCCAACGCUGAACACAGCUGAGUGUGUCAUAGAGGGCCACAAGACAAACAUAUCUGCUAUACCUGCAGAGCACAGGGCUUACAUCAGGGCAAUGUUGUGGUGUUCGUUUGUUUUUACAAUACUUUUUGGCCCAACGUUGGCCACAAUAACUUUCGCUCUUUUUCACACUGAAAAUAAUAAUGAUAACAAUGAUAAAACAAAAAACAAAAGAAAAGACGAUUCGACUGAGGACAAACGUCCAGAAAACAAAAGCAAGAGACAAAUGUUAGCUAAGGCUGUUAAAGUUGUCUCGUGCGUUUUAUCAAUCGGGAAGAGUACACUUCUAUUUACGACCAUUGGUUUUUUAAAAUCUGGUAACACUCUGUGCGAUCUGUAUGUAAUCCUACCAUUGAUAUUUCUGGAGGUUUUAGUGCUAGUACCAGCUAGCAUUUUUGCAGGAAAAAAAUAUCAGUUCUUUCCAGGAAAUACCUCAAUAGAAUUAGUGGCAAAAGUUGGUAUCUUUCUGUGGACAAACCUGACUAUAUAUUAUUUUUGCUGGCUUGUAAUCGGAAUCAUGAUUAACCCAUUAUGGGGUAUUACUGUUCUACUAGUUAUUUCCAUUGUUAUUGUUGUCACGGUUUUUCUUGUCUUCAUCGUACUUCACUCCGAUUUCGAUCCUAUGAAUUCAGUUCUUUGUAUAUUUGGUUGGUUUUCCACAGUUUUACUUGUUACUCUACUGAUAUUAGCUGGACAGUCCUUUUUCAUAAGGGAAACUGCAAAUGAAGUAGUUAAGGCGGCCCUUUUAUACUUUACUACUGCAUUAAUAGCCUGGAUAAUCUCUAAGGUUAUAGGAGAGAAAUCAGAGAAAUCCAAAAAAACCGAUGGAGAGGAAACGGUAAUUAAUGUACCGCCAGUACCGCCGUCAACAUCUUCUGAUGAAAAUAAACAAGAGUUGGAAGAACUUGAACUCUUGCCCAAGGCUCGGGGUUACAGUAGAUAAACAUUUGCGUUCUUCUCAACUUCCUCUCGCGUUUGCCUGAUGAUAAUACGAGCACUAGUUUAGCUCUUAACAACACCAUAUCAAUGGUCAUGUUUGGCGGGUUCUUUUAAUGGCCUUGGUCUGCUAGAUCUCCCACGAAAGAUCCUGUACGUUUAGUUUUCUUGUUCUUUAAGCUUUAGCUUCUAUUUUCAACUUUGUAGUUCGCUUCAGGAAGUCGCGUGUAAGUGUUUGGGUUAGUAUUCUAAAAAGAUGUUGAAUCCUCCAAGGUCAGUCAUUACGUGUGGCCCACACAUCAGGGGCGGAUCUAGGGAGAGGGUACAGGGGGUGUGCACCCCUGAAAUGAAGCCUUCGUAUUCGCAUUUAAAAUUUGUUUACCUCACCAGUCAGUUACGCCGUUCUAUAGUGGUGCACCCCUCCUUAGAAAAAUCCUGGAUCCGCCCCUGCACAUAGCUACCCAUAUGCCAGUCCACUUGAGUAGUGGUGGAAGUAGAAGCAGUAGAAGUUAGACGAAGAUUGUACCAGACAGUAGUCCGAGAAAUAAAGGACAAAACAUCAGA
Messenger RNA from Orbicella faveolata, 2097 nucleotides. RefSeq lists its product as uncharacterized. Lineage: Eukaryota; Metazoa; Cnidaria; Anthozoa; Scleractinia; Merulinidae. The record is from RefSeq and is a predicted model, not a curated record.